Lichtheimia ornata is the source of this 366-nucleotide messenger RNA. RefSeq lists its product as uncharacterized. The coding region runs from base 1 to 366 and encodes 121 amino acids. Lineage: Eukaryota; Fungi; Mucoromycota; Mucoromycetes; Mucorales; Lichtheimiaceae. The record is from RefSeq and is a predicted model, not a curated record. The transcript is spliced from 3 exons.
AUGCAUGGGUCGCUAGAUGCGUGGCGCAAGCCAAAAGUCGAAGCUCAAGUUCAGAUGGCUCUUGAAGGAUAUGACUCGUUGGCAGGAUCCAUGGGCACAACGGUCUUGCAAGAGCAAGUAUGUACCAUGGAACAUUCCUUGGCUUGGUUUCAUUAUGCUUACAUCAAUGACAAAGAGCAACACCUUGACGAGGAUGGGAUGGAACGAAUCAGCAGCUGCCGUGAUAUCAUAUGGAGCAUCACCAAAAAUGGAGCACGCGUAUCCUUUGUAUUGAAGAUUCGGUUAUUUGACUAUCACCAUUGCCACGGAGACAGCCCAUCAGCCAUCGGUCAUCAUUAUACUGGAUUUGACACUCAAAAGGCCUGA